UUAUUUCGCUGGCGUGCAACCCUGUACUGGUAUUUGCUUAGCAUAAACAAUUAAAUUACAUUGCUGGAAAAGUAGUAUUAAUAAUUGUCUUAAUUUACUUCUUAAUUUUUGAAUAAUUUGUUUAUUGGUCAAUAUGUCAUAUGGUGGCGGACAUCCUGGGGGCUACAAUCCAUAUGCCGCCCCUCCGGGUGCCUUUUCACCACAAAAUGCUCAAGUUUCUCCACAGGCGCAACAGUGGUUCAAUAUGGUCGAUCGCGAUCGUUCCGGCAAGAUAUGUUCCACUGAGUUGAAGGCAGCUUUGGUGAAUGGGCGAGGAGAAAACUUUUCGGACAAUGCUUGCAAACUAAUGAUUAGCAUGUUCGACAAGGAUGCUAGUGGCACUAUUGAUGUCUAUGAAUUCGAAAAGCUUUAUGAAUAUAUAAAUCAGUGGUUAAUGGUAUUUAAAACCUAUGAUCGAGAUGGGAGCGGCCAUAUUGACGAAAAUGAGCUGGCGCAAGCGUUUACUCAAAUGGGCUUCAGAUUCACGCCGGAAUUUAUAAACUUUUUGGUCAAAAAGAGUGAUCCCAGGGAGCAUAAAGAAAUUUCCGUUGAUCAAUUUAUCGUUCUUUGUGUGCAAAUUCAACGUUUUACUGAGGCAUUUCGGCAACGGGACUCGCAGCAAAAUGGCACUAUUACAAUAGGAUUUGAGGAUUUUCUAAGUAUUGCCAUUGGAUGCUCAUACUAAUGAUCGUAAAAAAUUGAGCUUGUACAAAAAUUGCAACAAGUUCAUCUCAAUAUACAUAUAUAUGCACGUAUCCAGAAGAAUAUUUAUGUCAUUCCUAGAUUCUCUAAUAAAACAGAAAUAGAAUAUGCUAAUGUACAAAAUUGCUACUAUAUGAACCGCAAAUCACUUUUUUAAAGCAGUUAUCUUUUAUUGUUAAUGAUGAUUGACUUACUUUAAAUAAAUAAAUCAUUACCGUAACGCAAUAA
Anastrepha ludens (Mexican fruit fly) is the source of this 969-nucleotide messenger RNA. RefSeq names its product peflin (gene Pef). The transcript is spliced from 4 exons. The coding region runs from base 134 to 724 and encodes 196 amino acids. The record is from RefSeq and is a predicted model, not a curated record. Gene Ontology annotation, molecular function: calcium ion binding. NCBI's taxonomy places the organism in Eukaryota, Metazoa, Arthropoda, Insecta, Diptera, Tephritidae. Gene Ontology annotation, biological process: COPII vesicle coat assembly.